Messenger RNA from Colletotrichum navitas, 1311 nucleotides. RefSeq names its product thiolase-like protein. Gene Ontology annotation, molecular function: fatty acid synthase activity. Gene Ontology annotation, biological process: fatty acid biosynthetic process; secondary metabolite biosynthetic process. The record is from RefSeq and is a predicted model, not a curated record. NCBI's taxonomy places the organism in Eukaryota, Fungi, Ascomycota, Sordariomycetes, Glomerellales, Glomerellaceae. The transcript has a single exon. The annotation marks the transcript as partial.
AUAGCGACGCUUCUGUUGAAGCCUCUCCGGGAUGCCAUAUCGGACGGCGACCGUAUCCAUGCGGCGAUUCGAGAGACUGCUGUUAACCAAGACGGAAGGACGCCGACUAUAACAUCACCAUCAUCAGACGCUCAAGUAGAAUUGAUCCGAGCUUGCUAUAGCAAAGCCGGGUUGGAUCCCGGAAAGACGCCCUAUGUCGAAGCGCACAUGACCGGAACUCCAACGGGGGACCCAAUCGAAGCGAGCGCAAUCAGCCGUGUCUUUGCAAAAAGCCGAAGCGUCGGCAAUCCAGUCCUGGUGGGGUCUAUCAAGACCAACCUGGGACACCUGGAGGCAGCAAGCGGAAUAGCGGGUGUUAUCAAAGCCAUCAUGAUGCUCAAGCAUGGAUUCAUCCCUCCUAAUCUGAAUUACGAUCAAACGAACCCCAACAUUGACUUGAAAGCACUGGGCGUCCGUGUUGUCACCAUGGGUCAGGAAUGGCCCAAAGACAUGCCAAGACGCAUCUCGGUCAACAAUUACGGUUACGGAGGAACGAACGGCCACGUAAUCAUCGAUGCGGCAGUUGAGCACGUCCAUGAACAUACCGCAGCAGCUGAGGGGACUGAUCACCCUAGGCUUGUCGUUAUGAGCAGCAAAGAUUCAGCUGUCACUGAAAGAAUGCUCGAGAACCUAAAAGACUACCUUGAGACUCGAAAAACUUCAGAUCAACCAGUCAGACUCCAUGACCUUGCCUACACUUUUCAAGCCCGACGGACACAGUUCCCGUGGAGAGUGGCCAUAUCAUGUAUCAACUGCCAAGAAGAUCUCAUCAAGGCUCUUGACGACCCAAUGAGGAGGGCCGUGAAACUGGCAAAAGGAGUUCCUCGUGUCGGUUUCGUUUUCACCGGGCAAGGUGCUCAAUGGCAUGCCAUGGGACGAGAGCUCAUCUCCACCUAUCCCAUCUUUCAAAAGUCUCUUCUCCAUGCUUGCGAUGUCUUGAGAGACUAUGGAGCGGACUGGUCUCUCAUAGAAGAGCUACAACGCGACGAAAAGUCUACACGCGUCAACGAGCCUCGGCUUGGUCAGCCUGUUUGUGUUGCUCUUCAGGUCUGCUUGGUUGAUCUUCUCAACUCUUGGGGAAUUCAGCCAAGUGGCGUCACCAGCCAUUCAAGCGGUGAAAUCGCCGCGGCAUACUCAGCCGGCGCUUUGACGUUUGAGGAAGCCUUGGGUGUGGCCUACUUUCGAGCUUACCUGGCUGAGAAGCACCAGGCUGCGUCUAGCUGUCCUGGAGGUAUGAUGGCCGUAGGGUUAGGUGCCGAAGAUGCAUUGUCC